Molecule: messenger RNA, 2178 nt
Organism: Sugiyamaella lignohabitans
Lineage: Eukaryota; Fungi; Ascomycota; Dipodascomycetes; Dipodascales; Trichomonascaceae
Gene: YME1
Product: i-AAA protease YME1
Exons: 1
Coding region: 1-2178 (725 amino acids)
Biological process (GO): mitochondrion organization; protein quality control for misfolded or incompletely synthesized proteins
Cellular component (GO): mitochondrial inner membrane
Molecular function (GO): ATP-dependent peptidase activity; ATP hydrolysis activity; metalloendopeptidase activity
Source: RefSeq, a predicted model, not a curated record
AUGUUGAGCCGUAGUCGUUUUGCUCUUGGCCCGCUACGGAUGGUAGCUAGUACUGGUCGUAGAAAUGCUGUUAUGAGCAGGUCACAAAUCCGGUCUUUCUGGACUCCAUUUAGCCAGACUUCGUCAUCAUCGUCAUUAUCAGCGUCUCCUAGCACGCCAGCCACUUCGGCUACUCAUUUACUAUCGAUCAAAGAACAGUCUGCCAAUAGAUCUCUUACAAAUCCUAUGGUUCAGGCUGACUUUUAUCGUAACUUAUUAGCAUCUAACUACCCUCAUUUGGUGGUGUCUCGUUAUGAGACUCCUGGUGUGGGUAGAAACUCAGAGUGCGAUGCAUUAUAUGUCCAGGCUUUGAAGGUUAUUGGUCAUACCGAGAAGGCUGAGGCUAUCGAGAGAUCUCUCAUGGCCCAAGCUCAAGCCCAAGCUCAAGCCCAAGCUCAGGCUGCUGCUGCUGUGUCUGCUUCAGCCGGUUUUCCUUCUGGUCCAGUUGUUGGCUCGACUACUACUCCCGAUGGAUUCAAUUCUGUGCUGAAUAGUCCUGUUGGUAGAGGCACUCGUACUGAUCCUGUUCAUAUUAUCAUUAACGAGACUGCCCUAUCAUCUGUUUUGAAGUGGUUGAAAUGGCUUAUUCCUAUGGGUCUAGCAGGCUGGGGUCUUAUUGUGGGCCUUACUUUCUUCACUGAAUCAGCCUCGAUUCUUAAAGGAGCUGGUAGUGAUAUUGGUAGUAGCAAGCUCGAUGGAGCUAAUGGUUCUCAGUCAAAUGUCAAGUUCAGCGACGUUCAUGGUGUUGAUGAGGCUCGUGCUGAGCUCGAGGAGAUUGUAGAUUUUCUGAAAGACCCCUCUAAGUUCACUGGUUUGGGUGGUAAACUUCCCAAAGGUAUUCUUCUGACUGGUCCUCCUGGUACUGGUAAGACUCUUCUUGCUAGAGCUGUGGCCGGUGAGGCUGGUGUGCCCUUUUUCUUUAUGAGUGGUUCCGAGUUUGAUGAAUUGUAUGUUGGUGUUGGUGCUAAACGUGUUCGUGAGUUGUUUGCCGCUGCUCGUGCCAAGGCUCCUGCCAUUGUUUUUAUUGACGAGUUGGAUGCUAUUGGAAGCAAACGUAAUCCUAAAGAUCAUGCUUACUCGAAACAAACACUCAAUCAAUUGCUGGUCGAUCUCGAUGGAUUUUCCCAAACAACAGGAGUUAUCUUCAUUGCUGCCACCAAUUUCCCCGAAAUGCUUGACAAGGCUCUUACCAGACCAGGUCGUUUCGACAAGAUCGUUCAUGUCGAGCUUCCUGAUGUGCGAGGAAGAGUGGCUAUUCUGAAGCAUCACAUGAAGAAGGUUGAAACUGCUGUCGAUGUUGAUCCUACUACCAUUGCUCGAGGUACUUCUGGAUUCUCUGGUGCCGAUAUUAUGAACCUCGUCAACCAAGCAGCUAUUUUUGCCUCUCAACAAAAAGCUGUGUCAGUAGAUAUGAGUCAUUUCGAAUGGGCUAAGGACAAGAUUCUGCUCGGUGCUGCUCGUAAGACCAUGGUUCUGACCGAAGAGUCUCGUAGAAACACUGCAUUCCACGAGGCUGGCCAUGCCAUUAUGGCUCUUUACACACCAGGAGCCACCAGUCUGUAUAAGGCGACAAUUCUUCCCCGAGGAUCUGCUCUGGGUAUCACAUUCCAGUUGCCAGAAAUGGAUAAAUACGAUCAAAGUAAGAAGGAACUUCUGGCGAGAUUGGAUGUUUGUAUGGGAGGAAAGAUCGCUGAAGAGAUGGUCAACGGGCCUGAAAAUGUGACAUCGGGCUGUUCAUCGGAUUUGAAGAACGCCACUCAAGUUGCUCGUGCUAUGGUCACAUCAUUCGGUAUGUGUGAUACCAUCGGACCUGUGGAGCUGGCUGAGAACUGGAGCGACUGGUCAGCCGAGACUCGACACCUGGCUGAACAAGAGAUUCGCAAUCUGCUUGUGACGUCGGAAAACAGAACUCGUGAGAUGCUGAAAGAGAAGUACGUCGAGCUCGAGCGACUGGCCAACGGUUUACUCGAGUACGAGACGCUGGACAAAGACGAGAUCGAAAAGGUUGUCCAGGGCCUCAAAAUCGAGCGUGAAAAGACUGUCACCAACACCGUUGUCCGCGGCAACGACAUCAAAGACGAGCGAAGCAAAGGCGGCACCAAAGUCGGUCUCGCUGGCCCCGGCGUCAAACUUGGCUAG